ACUCUUCUCACAUGCUUGAUUUUAUCGCGUUGCGACACCUGGAAGACGGUCGCCCUGCUGGCGGGCCAUCCCCGUGAGGCCGCGAACCGCCAAGACCACCCCCCACAACCCACGACGACGACUAUGUCGUUCAGUGCGUCUCCAUAUCCGCCAUCAUCGCGAGAACGCCCAAUCCAUAGCCGCUCUCUCCAUCAACCGCCUAAUGCGACCCGUUUGCGGACUCCCAAUGCGCUGAACGAUGAGGCCAUGUCAAACCACAACGCGAACAACUUCGGGGAUGGGGGAGACAUCGCCGCGGAGGAAGAUCCUCGGGCGGCGCGUUGGCGCGAACACUACCUACGCACCGAAGCGCGUCUGGCUUCAGUGCUCGGCGGCACAUACGAAGGCGAUGCUGUUGAUGCCCUGGACAACGAGGCGUCAUCCGGUGAUGCUCCGGCGCAUGACGCGCGACCAGCCAUCACCCCGAAGAAGCUAACCCGCACCAUCGACGAGGACGACUACGGCGAUGACGAAGACGAUGAAGAUGACGACGAUACCCGCACCUCUCCCUUACACACGAAAGGCUCAACCAAUGGCCUUGCUGCCGCCGCUCCCAGCACGCCAAGCCUUCUCCGCGUGCCCUCCAUAUCGAACAAGUCAGGUCACGACCGGACUGGGACACCUUCGUUGGAACACACAAAGACAUCAGAUGAUGUGCGCAAGAAGCUGCAACAAGAUAAAAAGGCAGCCGAGGAUGCUGCAAAGCGGAGCUUCCAGACCAUGUUCUACCCAUUGGAGAGCGACCGUGACGCGAUGCUGGAACAGCAGAAGCUUGACGAGCUCGACCGCCAAGUGGAGAUAGAAACAUCUGGAACGCCUGCGAAUGCACCGCCCAACAGCGCCGUCGUGGCCCCUCAGCAGGGCACUUUGAGCACCACCAACCUCGGGGCGUCUAGCCUUACCCUCAAGCACCUCAUCUCCCGCAUCGAUGCGCAAAGAGACAGAGUUCAUGCGACAGACGCGCAGCUACGAAGCCUCAUCAGCGAAGUCCGUAAGAAUAGGAGUAAAUGGGCAAACGAAGAUCGGGUCGGCCAGGAGGAGCUCUACGAGAGCACGGAGAAGGUCCUCAUGGAACUCAAGGCAAACGAACAUGCCCACCCCUUCCUCCAGCGCGUCAACAAGCGAGAGGCCCCAGAUUACUACAAUGUGAUCAAACACCCCAUGGACAUUGGCACAAUGAUGAAGAAGCUCAAGCAGUUACAGUACAAAUCCAAGAAGGAGUUCGUGGAAGACCUCAUGCUUAUAUGGUCGAAUUGUCUGAAGUACAACGCAGACCCGAGCCAUUUCCUCCGGAAAAAGGCCUUGCAUAUGAAGAAGGAAACAGAGAAGCUCGUACCUCUCAUUCCUGAUAUUACCGUUCGUGAUCGCGCCGAGGUCGAGGCUGAGGAGCGGAGAAUGCGUAAUGGCGAUGCAGACGCUGAUGGCGCUGAUGACAGCGAAGAUGAGGAACCUAUCAUGGCUUCACGGGGCAGAAAGGCACCAAGCAAAGGAGGCAAAGGCUCAAACGCGGCACGGAAGGCUCCUCCAGCCGGUCUGGAAGAUACGCCGGGCCCAGAAACGAAGCCGCCAGUACCGUCUCUUAACAACGCAGUAUCCAACCUGAAGAAUGAGUUUCUACGAGCUGACUCUGAAAUGGAAGGGAGCGUCAAUGGUUUCUCAACACCUCCACCACCCGGUGCAUUGACACCAUUAGGGCCAAACAGCAUCUCGCGGAACGGCGUGAAUGGCAGUCAAGCCGAUGUAUCGGAAGCCGACGGCACUGGUAUUUCAGUCAGCGAUGCUUUGGAAGAGGAUGCCGAUCUCGACGACCUGGAAUACAAAACCUGGAAACAAGUGACGAAGAAAGAUCGAGCAAUCAUCGCAUCAGAGAGGCACAGAUUGUUCCGUGACGACCAUCUACAACCGGAUGAACCUGCCAUUCUGCGCACUAAAGCUGGCAUGAGAAGAUGGUUACGACACCGAAAGCAGGCUAUCGAAGAAGAGUCUGCUGGUGGAGCUGUUUCUGCGCCGGACGGCAAAGACGGCGUUCAGGCCACAGCUGGCGAAUCACUUGCGGAAGGCAUUGAAGGGGAAGAAGAGCGUCAGAUUCCUGAUUACUACGACCCUGUGUGCACCAUUCCUGACCUUUCUGAGCGUCUGCAAUGGGUCGAGGACGCUGAAGGUUAUGUUAUUCCACAAGCGGAAGAGUACAUGCGUAUCUUGCCGAAAGGACAGUUCAUUUCCCCUGACAGUGCGCUCGUGCACAAGUUCGAUGGUAACAACCACAUAUUGCAAGAAACCAGGAAAAUCUGUGCAAAGAUUGGCAUCGUCAAACAGAUGCAGAUUCAGUCACAGUUGUACCAAAACCAGUUCCAGAGAUAUGAGCCACAGCCUUUUCACGAGGCAGACAUUGAGCCAAUAGUCACGUCUGAGGAUGGGCCGAUCAUGGCUCCUUAUGUCUGUCGUGCUGCCCUGCAGCGCAGCGUUGGCAAGGUCUUCUAUCAUGCUGGAUUCGAAGAGUUCCAGCCGUCCGCUCUUGACGCCGUGACUGAUAUCGCGGCAAAAUUCUUCCAAAAUCUUGUUGCAAGCCUGGGAAUCUACCGCGAGACGCCAAAGAUGAAGUCGGACACACCGAUCAUCCUUCCCAACGGCCAGGCUACAAACUGGGCACCGCGUUUUACCCAGGAAGAAGCCGUGCUUCAUUCUUUGCAUGCUAAUGGCGUCGAUCUUGAGUCACUGGAAACUUAUGUCAAAGACGAUGUCGAAAGGCUUGGUACAAAGCUCGGUGGUAUGCACGAUAGGAUGAAAUCGUACUACACUGAACUUCUGCGACCAGCUAUGGACAACGCUGGCGCUGACGGUGCCGGUGCCUUCAAUGACGGUAGCGAGCAGUUCGUGGGAGGCGAUUUCGCCGAGGACAUCGGCGAAGACUUCUUUGGUUUCAAAGAGCUUGGUCUCGAUAUUGAGUUCGGACUCACAUCUAGUGUGCCGUUACAUUUGCUGCAAAACAGGGUGCAUAAUGCGUAUGCCAGACAGGAUAACAGCAACAUCGCAACUACUGGCGUCAUCAUGCCUGAACCGUCAAAAUUCGAGCCCGUUACCGUACAGACCGCUGAAAACCAGAUUGGUCUUCUGCAGAACUGGCUCCUCAGCAAACUUCAUGACAACAAUAGUCAGCCGCUUGUUGAAGAUGACGAUCUCCCCCCGAAGCAGCGAUUCCCCAAACCCCGUUUGCCACCUACGGGCAAGAUCUCCAGUCCUCGGAAACGUCCUCUCCGAGAGCAGCAACAAAUGGCUCGUAAGAAGCGCAAGCUAGAUGAGGAGAAGGAUGAAAACAGCAACGAUCAAGCUGGGUUCAUGAAGGGCAUUGGCAAGCCCAUUGGAAAACUGAAGCUUGAGCCAGUGCAGAGAGAAAACCACAGCGUACAAGAGCCGGAGAAGGAGGAUGGUAGCGCCCAUGGAAUGCCGAGCCCACCCGAGUCUUUCUAG
Molecule: messenger RNA, 3507 nt
Organism: Alternaria burnsii
Lineage: Eukaryota; Fungi; Ascomycota; Dothideomycetes; Pleosporales; Pleosporaceae
Exons: 3
Biological process (GO): regulation of transcription by RNA polymerase II
Cellular component (GO): SLIK (SAGA-like) complex; SAGA complex
Molecular function (GO): structural molecule activity; protein heterodimerization activity
Source: RefSeq, a predicted model, not a curated record